GCCAUCCAUGAUCAUAAGCACAGCCUCGGCUAGUUUGGACAUGUUCCCACACGCCCACGGCGACCAUGGAAGGUCACCGAGGCAGCCAAAGGACAAGCGAUGGAUCUCUGUCGCCUCUGCCAGGGAUUCAGCCUCUACGAGCUGACCCGUCUCCCCGGACGCACCGGCAACCUCGACCUGACGAUUGCCCGCCAGAACGUCGCAGAGGGGUGCCGCUUUUGCUCGCCGCUGGUUACCUCUGUCCGCAAGGGCCAGCUACACCCCGAAUCCGAGCGACAGAUGCGCAUAUACAUCCAAGCCAUCUCUGAGCCGCACACCGGAAACGGUGACCACCAGCGGGACGGCGCCCUUCUCAUCAAUGGCCUGCGCGUGUUCCUUGCGCCGGCGAUGUACCUAGCCGACGGUCUGGAGCCGGUUGCGGGGUCGCAGGCGACGCUCAACGGGGGCGUCAAUCUUCUCCCCCAUUCUAACUGGGGCGUGUCAGAAAGCGACGCGGGGACGUCCGGGGCAGUGUCGGGCCGCUACGUCGGACACGACCCGCAGUCCACAACCUUCGCGCGCGAGGUGCGCCACUGGCUCGACGCCUGCAGCCGCGGCCACGAGCGCUGCCGCCGCUCCCUGUCGGGCGGCGAGCUGCCCGACGCCAGGCGCAGCCCGCUCCCUACGCGCUGCGUCGACGUCGGCUCCCUUGGCGACGGCGACGCCCUGCGCCUGGCCGACACGGCCGGGCAGACGGGCGCUUACGCGACGCUCAGCCACCGCUGGGGAGCCGACACGGCGCUCUCGCAGACCACGGCGCUCAACCGCGCGGCCCGGGCCGACGGCUUCUCCGCCUCGGGGCUGCCCAAGACGUUCCGGGACGCCGUCGACGUCGCCCGCCGCCUGGGCGUCCGCCACCUGUGGAUCGACUCGUUAUGCAUCAUCCAGGGCGAGGGGGGCUCGGACGACUGGGCGCGCGAGGCCGGCCGCAUGGCGGGCUACUACCAGGACUCGCUGGCGACGCUAGCCGCGGCAGCCGAAGGCGGCGGGCUGUUUGAACCAGGCCGGACGAGCAGCAGGCACCCCGUGGCGCCGCGCUUCGAGGCCGAGGUGCGCGACAGCGCGCUGAUGAGCCGCGGCUGGAUGUUCCAGGAGUGGAUGCUCAGCCGGCGCAUCGUGUACUUCGCCGGGCUGGGCGUCUACCUAGAGUGCCAGAGCGACCAGCCCCGCAACUCGUACGGUGAGUGCCUCGCGUGGCCGGCCGGGAGAGUCGCAAGCGACGAGUUUGCGCUCAAGGCCCUUGUCGAUUUCUCGACCGCGGGGCAGGAGCACGGGCGCCUUUGGUGGGACCUCGUCGAGACCUACUCGGCGCUCGAGCUCAGCUUCCCGGCCAAGGACCGCCUGCUCGCCCUCUCGGGCGUGCUGGCCGAGUUCUCGCUGGCUCGAAGGGCCCAGCUCGCCACGCCCGGCCACGAUCUGUACGCCUCCGGGCUGUGGCUGAGCAACCUGCACCAGAGCCUGCUGUGGCAGCAGAAGCACAGGCCGCUCCCGGGCGCCACCGCCAGGAUCAGAAACAUGCCCUCGUGGUCCUGGGCGUCAUUUCAGGGCCCCGUGACGUGGAAGAUACUCAGGGGUUUUCGGGAAGUGAGCAACCUGUGCGAAGUCCUAGAAAUUGGUGAUAAAAGCUCCACUGUCGGGCCGGACGUUGUCCGCACGCACGCCGAGGCCGACGCGGCCAUCACGCGCAUCCGCCUGAGGUGCCGCGCGCUAGCCGUCACUGCGUGGGAGAAGUAUACCCCCCACGAGCUCGACCGCCUGCCGGUCCCCAUCUCAUACGCCACGACCGAUGGGGUUGGCCUCCGGAAGGUAUCUCUGGCACCACCCGCCAGCGGCGGCGGCACCAUCCUGAGCACGCGCCACGUGUGCGGCUGGGCCAGCUUCGAGGACGCCGGCUUCCAGAACCAGCGUGACUUUGCAGACGGCGGAGAGACGCUCGCGCUGCACGUGCUCAGCUCCCGAGCGCUCGACGGGCCCAUAGACCGCGGGCUGUUCUUCCGCUGGCAGCCGGCGCACUGCGUCGUUCUGGUGCGGCGGGUUGAGGGCGGCGAGGGCGGAUUACCCGAAUAUCGCCGCAUCGGCAUGGGCGCCCUGUGGGAUGGGCCGGAGCCGGCAGUGCUAAAUAAGGCAGAUAUCCGAGAUUUAUGGCUGGUCUGA
Molecule: messenger RNA, 2193 nt
Organism: Gaeumannomyces tritici R3-111a-1
Lineage: Eukaryota; Fungi; Ascomycota; Sordariomycetes; Magnaporthales; Magnaporthaceae
Exons: 3
Coding region: 100-2193 (697 amino acids)
Source: RefSeq, a predicted model, not a curated record